Oryctolagus cuniculus (rabbit) is the source of this 4779-nucleotide messenger RNA. Lineage: Eukaryota; Metazoa; Chordata; Mammalia; Lagomorpha; Leporidae. The record is from RefSeq and is a predicted model, not a curated record.
UCCUUCUAGGGUGCUGUGGCCCGAUGGAGCCCUCACUGUGGGUGCCAGCAGCCAGGGACGGGACCGGGGUGCCUUGCCCUGCACACCGCGUGCACCAGCAGGUGCAGCCUCAUGGAGAGACUGGGUGUCAGGGGCUUCCCCAGGACGGACCUGCGCUCUGCUCCAUGUUGUCACGGCUCUGCUCUGUGGCAGCUGCUGCUCCUGCCCCUACCCUCGGGCCUCACUGCCCUCUGCUGCCUGUGCAGCCCCGUGCACCUGGACCCCCUGCAAGUUCUCACCUCUGCCCUGGGCCACCUCCGCAGCACGGGCAGGGCCAAGAGCUGGGUCCUGGUAUUCAAAACAGAGGCCCUUCUAUCUCCAGGGCUGGGGUUCAGCUCAGAGGGGCCCGCAGAGCAAACAGUACUUCUCUGGCAUUGUCUCUUCCUAAAAUUCCGUGUGGAUCUUGCUUUCUGUUCUGUAAAAUGCUGUUUGUGUUGAAGACGCUAGAACACUUGCACCCAGCAAAUGACUUCCCUUAAAAAACUGAGACUUGAUUCCUUGCGCAUCACAAUGGCACACCCGCAACUACUCAGGAGAAAGGUCGGGACGGGUGAGGAGCCGGAAGCAAGUGGUAAUCCAGAAGUAGUGGAUCAGGAAGUGACAGUGACCUAGAGUGUCUCGGGCUGCAAUGUUUGGGUGCUGCGGAAGGUUCCAACCUCAAUGCUGAGAUGAAUCGUCACCUGUAUGUUUGGCUUUUUAGACAUCCAUAUAUUAGUGGUUUCCCCCAGUGUCACAUCCAUCUCUAUUCUCAUCAAUUUAGACAGAACCAUCUGGAUACAAAGCAGUGGGUUUUUAGACAAAACAGAAUUCACAUUCUCCAUCAACUGUUAAAGAAAAAUUGGUCGAGGAGAUACUGUCAUAGAGAUACCCAAAUACUUUCGAAACACAAAGCACUACAGAAAUAUAUGGAGGACCUGAAUAAGGAGUAAACACUUGAUGAGUGUUUGCAGCGGAUCUCUGUGAAUGAUGGAGGCCGAAAGUCCUUGACCCGAAGACAUGCUGAGUUGGCACCGCUUGCAGCCAUAUACCAAGAAAUACUGGGAGCACAACAAGCAAUUGAAGAAUUGGAAUCAAUGUGUAAAAGUCUAAAUACACAAGAUGAAAAGCAGUUACAAACGCUUGCACUGGAAGAAAGGCAAACCAUUGAUGAAAAACUCAACAUGUUAUACUCUGAGCUUUUCCAGAAUCUAGUGCCAAAGGAGAAAUAUGACAAAAAUGAUGUUAUUUUAGAGGUGAUAUCUGGAAGAACUACUGGAGGUGAUAUCUGCCAACAGUUUACCCGAGAAAUAUUUGACAUGUACCAAAACUACUCAUGUUAUAAACAUUGGAAAUUUGAACUUCUGAAUUAUACACCAGCAGAAUAUGGUGGACUACAUCAUGCAGCCGCUCGAAUUUCUGGUGACAGUGUCUAUAAGCAUUUGAAGUAUGAAGGUGGGAUUCACCGAGUUCAGCGAAUCCCUGAGGUGGGCCUGUCAUCAAGGAUGCAGCGUAUUCACACAGGAACCAUGUCUGUCAUCGUCCUUCCUCAACCGGAUGAGGUAGAUGUGAAAGUGGAUCCCAAAGAUUUGCGAAUAGAUACAUUUCGAGCCAAAGGAGCAGGAGGGCGGCAUGUUAAUACAACAGACAGUGCUCUCAGACUUGUCCAUAUCCCCACAGGACUAGUAGUAGAAUGCCAACAAGAACGCUCACAGAUAAAAAAUAAGGAAAUAGCUUUGCAUGUGUUGAGAGCUAGACUGUAUCAGCAGAUUAUUGAGAAAGACAAGUGUCAACAACAAAGUGCUAGAAAACUGCAGGUGGGAACCAGAGCCCAGUCAGAGAGAAUUCGGACAUAUAAUUUCACCCAGGAUAGAGUCACUGACCACAGGAUAUCAUAUGAAGUUCGUGACAUUAAGGAAUUUUUAUGUGGUGAGAAGUGCCUGGAUCAGCUAAUUCAGAGACUCCUUCAGUCAGCAGAUGAAGAAGCCAUCGUUGAAAUUCUGGAUGAAAACCUCAAAUCAGCUAAAUAAAUGUUAAUUUAUUGCUUAUUAUAUAAUAAAAUGGGCCUGUGUCAAGAAGUACAUUAAAGCAUGGAUGUCUUAAAAAAAAAAAAAAAAGAAAGAAAGAAAGAAAAGAAAACAGACUUGGGAGGAUGCUCCCCAGCUCCCCUGUGACGGGGGUACACGCAGCGCCACCCCUUCACCCCUCAGAGGCCGCUUAGAGAGGCCCAGAUGUUCAUUUCCCAAAGCUUGCUGACACUUCCCCGACAAGCUUCUUCCUGCUGGGGGCGCUCUCGCUGGCUGCACGGACCCAGUCCCGCCUGCCUGGCCAAAAGGUGCUGAAGAGUGGGCAGAACAGCGCCCCCACGUGUGGAACCUCCAGGCCUUGUCCCACCCUCCUCUGCACGUCCCUUUUCCUUUGUGUGGCUUGGCCCGUGGCUUUAGUUUUCCCUUGCAGGCAGUAAUUAGGAGCCCUACAUGAAUAAAAAGAUGUGUAUUCUUCAGACCUUAAUGGAGUCUACCAGCCAAUAGGCGUUGGCCAGGGACCACCCUGGAGCACGCUUCCCCCUUCAGUUUGUUUGGUCUUUGCUUCCGAGUUGCCAGCUGCAUUUUUGGGCUCGCAUGCCACCUGUGUUUCUGGGAGCAGACCCGCUCCAGUGCCCAGGGAGUCAUAAGUGUGACCCCUUGUCACGGACGUUUCACGGCCACCCUCACCGCUCCCUCUGAUGGAGGCGUUGCCCUGAGACAACGUCGGAGGACGUGGACGUGCUCUGUCCUGGAACUCUGAGCUGCAGAGAGUGAACGAGUUUCAGUGUUCUGUUGUUUUCCCACAGCCGCCAUCCUCUCUCCAGAAACUGGGGUUAGAAACUACCUCAGGGGCCCGCGUGGUGGCACACUGGGUUAAUCCUCCACCUGCGGCGCCUGCAUCCCGUAUGGGCGCUGGGUUCUAGUCCCGGUUGCUCCUCUUCCAGGCCAGCUCUGCUGUGGCCCGGGAGUGCAGUGGAGGAUGGCCCAAGUGCCUGGGCCCUGCACCCGCAUGGGAGACCAGGAGGAAGCACCUGGCUCCUGGCUUUGGAUCAGCGUAGCUCCAGCCGUUGCAGCCAUUUGUGGAGUGAACCAACGGAAGGAAGACCUUUCUCUCUCUCUCUCUCUCUCUCUCUCUCACUCUCACUCUCACUGUCUGUAACUCUACCUGUCUCAAGGUUCUGCACAAGCCAAGCUGGGGUUCCUUUCUUCCUCCAUUGCUCCUCCGGGGCUCUGUGCUGUUUCUUUCAUCUCCUGAGGACAUAUGGAUAAGGCAUUGGCCAUUCUGUUUCCACAAAUCAUGGGGGUCUCAUCAUUUGUUGGGCCCACUAGAUAAAUAAGCUGUCAAAAUAGUUUAAGUUGUUUUUAUUUAUUUAAGAGAGAAAGAGGGGCUGGUGGUGUGGCGUAGCAGGUUAAGUCUCUGCCUACAGCAUCAGCAUCCCAUAUGGAUGCUGGUUCCAGAACUGGCUGCUCCUCUUCCAAUCCAGCUCCCUGCCAAUGGCCUGGGAAAGCAGUAGAAGAUGGCCCAAGUUCUUGGGCCCCUGCACCCAUGUGGGAGACCCGGAAGAAGCUCCUGGCUCCUGGCUCUGGAUUGGUGCAGCUCUGGCCAUAGUGGUCAUUUGGGGAGUGAACCAGCAGAUGGAAGACCUCUCUUUCUCUCUCUCUCUCUCUCUCUCUCUCUGCCUCUGCCUCUGCCUCUCUGUAACUCUGCCUUUCAAAUAAAUAAAUCUUAAAAAAGUAUUCCCAGGCAUUCAGUGUCACUUUUCGAAGGGGCUCUCCUGACCACCGGCACCUCUGCCUGCAGCUGCUUCCGUAAGUCCUGCCCCUUCUCUCCGGCCCACCCGUCCCUGGCUCACUUCCGCUUCUGUCCACUGGGUUAGUCCCCUGCCUGCUGGAAAGAACCCCUCAUCUUCCGGAAGAAGGCGAAUGUGGGCGGUGGUGUGAGGGGCGUGGGCACAGAGUGGACCCCACCCUGGACCCCUGCGUCAAAGCUUCCUGCAGAGGCAAAGGACCGCCCUUUGGAUUGUCCAGUUUUGAAAACUCCUGUCAAAGGGCGCUAAGAUGUUACACACGGCAGCACAGAGAUAUGGAAUAGAACCAAGAAAACCCCGGGGAGAUCGGUUUUUAAUUCUUUUGGCCUUUUUGACGGCUCCGAGUGAAUUAAGAGGGGACUUCUUUUGUGUCCCGCGGCGGCCCCACCUGUCCCUUGGGGAAACCCAGGCCCUCUGUUAGUAUCCACUGUGGCUAGGAGGAAGGGAGAGAGGGGCUGUGGGCCACGGGGUCUGAGGGCGGGCAGCCCCGAGCCGCUGCGUCGGGAGUCCUUCCGGGUCACGGCCCUGGCUGGGGUCAGGGGUCUCACCGGCCCCACGUCGGGGAGCUUCCGGGCUGGCUCACAGCUCCAGCUGCUGCAGGGUCGCCCCACGUUUCAACAAAAGUUGAGCGUGAUGAGGGCUUGAUUUUCGCACCCACGAAAGUACACGGGGUCCCGGAACACGGAAGCAAGACCCCAGGGCAGGACUGACGCCCACUCCCACGCCGCUGGUGCGUGCGCUGAGAACAGCGGCCCCUCGGCCUGGGCUCACGCUGACCACGGCGGCCGAGGGGAGCCGCCCCGUGCUCCUGGCACCAGCUCCCUCCUGCUCUGCCUGCAGGGCCGCCCGAGGUCCACGCGGCCUUCACCAGAGAGCCCUGGCUGGACCCCACUCCGCCGCCACUGGACUCUGCCACCCCCUCAACAAGG